Molecule: messenger RNA, 2756 nt
Organism: Cololabis saira (Pacific saury)
Lineage: Eukaryota; Metazoa; Chordata; Actinopteri; Beloniformes; Belonidae
Gene: kat7b
Product: K(lysine) acetyltransferase 7b
Exons: 14
Coding region: 169-1836 (555 amino acids)
Biological process (GO): regulation of DNA-templated transcription
Cellular component (GO): nucleus
Molecular function (GO): zinc ion binding; histone acetyltransferase activity
Source: RefSeq, a predicted model, not a curated record
AGGAAUGUGGCGCGAGUCAGCCCGGCAACGCUGAGUACAUACAAACACAUUAAUGUGAAAAAAACACAUCCAGAGGAAGUAUCUUUCGCCUGCUUUUAUUUGCCGUUUAUUUGGACGUCCCCGUGAGUUACAUCAAACCUACACACAGUGCAAAAUCUCCCGGAGAAAAUGCGUCGCACCCGCCAGAGAACUAUGGCUGGGAGCGGCUCAGAUGGAACUGAAGACUCUGAUUCCUCUGCUGAAAGGGAACAGACCAACAGUUCAGAAAGUGAUGGGACCAUGCCUAAGAGACAGCGCCUCACCAGAGCCUCUACUCGCCUUAGCCAGAGCUCUCACGACACGCCGGACUUGAAGCGAGCUGCGGACCACGAUGAAUCUCCACCACUGACACCCACAGGAAAUGCUCCCUCUUCUGAAUCUGAGUUGGAUAUAUCCAGUCCCAAUGCUUCCCACGAUGAGAGCCAGGCCAAGGAUCAGGCUAACAGAGACUCAGAUAAAGACCUAUCUCUUCGGCCCAAACGCCGCCGCUGUCCUGAAACCUACAACUUCAACAUGAAAUGCCCAACUCCGGGUUGUAAUUCCCUUGGCCACCUCACUGGGAAACAUGAACGUCACUUUGCUGUCUCAGGGUGCCCUCUUUACCACAAUCUUUCUGCUGACGAGUGCAAGGUGAAAGCCGUCAGUCGUGAGAAACAAGAGGAGGACGUAAAGGCACAGGAAGAAAGCAAUGCACGUCAUGCAACGCGUCACCAGACACCGACACCAAAACAGAGCAGAUACAAGGAGCAGGUAGUAGAGAUGAGGAAAGGAAGGAACUCUGGCCUACAGAAGGAGCAGAAAGAAAAGCACAUGGAGCAUCGGCAGGCACACGGCAACACCAGAGAGCCUCUGCUUGAGAACAUCACGAGUGAAUAUGACUUGGAGCUGUUUAGGAAAGCCCAGGCCCGUGCAUCGGAAGAUUUGGAGAAGCUGCGUAUCCAGGGUCAGAUCACAGAGGGCAGUAACAUGAUCAAGACCAUUGUGUUUGGCCGUUUUGAGCUGGACACCUGGUAUCACUCGCCUUAUCCUGAGGAAUAUGCGCGGCUCGGCCGCCUUUAUGUGUGCGAGUUCUGCCUCAAGUACAUGAAGAGCCAGACCAUCCUCAGACGACACAUGGCCAAGUGUGUGUGGAAGCAUCCCCCAGGUGACGAGGUUUACAGAAAGGGCUCUACAUCUGUGUUUGAAGUUGAUGGCAAAAAGAAUAAGAUCUACUGCCAGAACUUGUGUUUACUUGCCAAGCUUUUCUUGGACCACAAAACGCUUUACUACGACGUGGAGCCUUUUCUCUUCUACGUAAUGACUGAGGCUGACAACACCGGCUGUCAUUUAGUGGGCUAUUUUUCUAAGGAGAAGAAUUCUUUCCUGAACUACAACGUAUCCUGUAUCCUUACGAUGCCACAGUACAUGAGACAGGGCUUUGGGAAGAUGCUCAUAGACUUCAGUUAUCUGCUGUCCAAAGUGGAGGAGAAGGUGGGCUCACCAGAGAGACCUCUGUCUGACCUGGGUCUCAUCAGCUACCGCAGCUACUGGAAGGAAGUGCUGCUCAGAUACAUGUACAACUUUCAGGGCAAAGAAAUCUCUAUCAAAGAGAUUAGUCAGGAAACUGCAGUCAACCCCGUGGACAUCGUGAGCACCCUGCAGUCUCUGCAGAUGCUCAAGUAUUGGAAGGGAAAGCACUUGGUACUGAAGCGGCAGGAUCUGAUUGAUGAGUGGAAAGCGAAGGAGAUCAAACGAGGUAACAGCAACAAAACCAUCGACCCAAGCUCGCUAAAAUGGACCCCUCCCAAAGGGACAUAAGAAUCAAGAUACUCAGGCUACUGAAAAAGAAACCCUUUAGCCUCAUAAACCACAAGUAGCCUAGACCCAUAAGCUGUCAAUAAAAAAACAAAAAAAAGUGUUCCAUUUGUUUUUGCAUUUUUAUCCAAUUAAUUUCUAAAUGUCUCUGUGGAGUCACUUUUUUUACUUUUACUUUCAUUUAAAUCUUCAGCACCAUUUUUCACAUCAAAUUAUUCUAUUGUCAAACACUUAAAAGAAGAAAAAUCUGUAUUUUUUUUGUUUCAAACUGCUUCUAUCAACGUAGGUUCUGAAUGUUAAUGAUAAACGGUGCGUGUGAUUGAUAACGUGAAUGUUUUCUUCUACUGCAUUGAAUACAUCCUUACAUUUGGCAGCAUUUAAAGGUCAUUCUUAUUUCUUUCAAGCAAGGUACAUUAGGAAAAAUGUUAACUAUUCCUGUGUGAAAUGAAUACAGCAGUUGUUGGCAUGAACUGAACUAACCAGGGUAUAUAUUUUUUAGAAACAUCAUUCGUAGUAACGUCUUCUUUGGUUGGAGUACAGUUGUAUAGAUUUUUUUUUCCCCCUUCUUUUGUAGCUCCACUAGUACAGGAUUCGUAUCCAUUCCUGCGGCCCUGAAAAGUAAAGUAAAAUAAAUAUUUUUGGCUUAAAUAGCUUAGUGACUGACUGUACCACUGUAGGGAUGCACAGAAACAGGACAACCUCAGGUUUUGUAACGAUACAAUCGUACCUUCUCGCUCGGAUGGUUUCUCCGGAGCGUGAGUUGCAGCGGUUGUUGCAGAUGGAAUAAACCUGGUUAAAGACUCUGAAAAUAAAUGGCAAACAUUUGAAUGGAACUGUGCUUGCCUUGUGAUUUUAAUUGUAGCUACAAAGUGUGUCUUUUGCAUUUUGAUAUUUUUAAUAACAAUAAAGCUGGCUUGAUUUUU